Molecule: messenger RNA, 753 nt
Organism: Maudiozyma saulgeensis
Lineage: Eukaryota; Fungi; Ascomycota; Saccharomycetes; Saccharomycetales; Saccharomycetaceae
Source: the annotation of a GenBank genome assembly
AUGACGGGUGUUCACAAAGAUUAUUCAAUCGAAGCCUCUGAACCUUUGCACGAUCAACAGGAGAAUGUUGUGUUGAACAGUGAUAUUUUUAUGAACAGGGUUACUUUCUAUGUAUGGAUUACAACAAGAGAAAUUGGCAUUGAUAUAUUAUUAGGAAUAUUGUUAUCCUGUGUGAUAAUUAUUAUCUUUUCUCAUUCUGUGGAUACGAAAGGUAUUGCUGCUGUUGUACUUUUUUUUUGUUCAAUACCAACAAUCCCAUGGAUUUAUUACAACAGCUCAUGGGAAAAAAUUUUAGCAACGAUCGAGCUGCACAGUCAAAUGACAUUAUAUUGUGAGGUUAUAAAGUAUCGUGCCUGCUCCGAUCCUAAGACAUGGGAUAUCAUUGCAGCUAACAUGUACCGACAUUUUGCAGAGGAAGGGAUUUAUCUUUCAUUAUACGAUGGGCGUGAUUAUUUGAACUUGUUUAUGAAAUUAAACGAGAGGCAGAAGAUUACAAAUAAAGGAGCUAGUAGAGGUAAAAUGCAAAAAACUGCUAGCGAGACCACUAAUGUUGAAGUACCAAUGCAGGAUAUGUCUCCCAGUCCAAGCGAUCAAACGGAAUCUGCACCAGCUUCAAACUCAAAGAGUAAUGAAAAUGAUACAGAGAAUGCAGGUUUGCUAGAUGUUAACACACUAAUGGAAGAAGCGCUUUCUGUAUUUAGGCAAGCUGAAACCGAUUACUGGAUAGAGCGAUAUCCUGAGGUUGCUAGAUAA